Pelobates fuscus (common spadefoot toad) is the source of this 1811-nucleotide messenger RNA. It is a transcript of the gene CPLANE2, whose product is annotated as ciliogenesis and planar polarity effector complex subunit 2. The record is from RefSeq and is a predicted model, not a curated record. Lineage: Eukaryota; Metazoa; Chordata; Amphibia; Anura; Pelobatidae. The coding region runs from base 78 to 845 and encodes 255 amino acids. Gene Ontology annotation, molecular function: GTP binding; GTPase activity. The transcript has 6 exons.
CGUGAAAGGGCCGGAGAGCGAUGUAUCCCCCGGCGUUUAUUAGUACAUAGCCCUAGAACCUACAAGCCCCGGGGGAUAUGGCAUGGGCAGCAUUUCCCAAGCCAGGGUCCCUGAUCGUUCCCGAUUGGCAUCAGACUGUUGAAGGGAAAGAAUAUUUGAAUUGCAUUCUCCGUAAGAAGAAAAGAAAGCUGUUCGGGCUUAUCGAGAGGCCUGUCCUCCCUCCGCAGCUUCCAGCAGAUAUAGCUAGCUACAAGAUUUUUGUUGCCGGUAAAAGUGGCGUUGGGAAAACAGCCUUGAUCGCAAAACUUGCAGGACUGGAAGUUCCAAGCACCCACCAGGAGACUACAGGAAUCCAAACGACCUGUGUGUACUGGCCAGUGCGCCCCAGGGGCAGCGAACGUCCGGUUAUCUUCAGAUUCCAGUUCUGGGAUUGCGGAGAAUCCGCUCUAAGGAAGUUUGAUCAUAUCUUACCGGCAUGCAAGGAAAAAGGAGAUGCAGCUCUCUUCGUGUUUUCCUUCACAGAUCGUUCAUCAUUUGAGGAUGUCCCGGCACUAAUCUCGCGGAUGCUCGGUGAGGAUGAGGAUCUGGCACGAGUGGUGAUCGGUACCAAACUAGAUCAGUACAUGCACACUGAUGUCACAGAACAGGACCUUCGUGACUUCCAGAGGACGUGGCACCUGCCCGUAAUGCGGGUGAGAAGUGUCAAUGGUCCCUGGCUGUCUGAUGGGCGCAGUCUGGAUGGGAGCGUUGGAUUGGCAGAUGCAGCUCCUGUGCUGAAUGGCUUGGCAGAAUUGCUGUGGCACAGAGACCAAGUGGCUGCUGGACUCGAGUCUAUCAUUGUAUAACCACUAGAGCCACGUCUCACACAUAUAGCACACUUGCAGAAUUCAGUACUCAAAAAACUGAAGGCUAUCUUUUCACUUGACCAGCAGGGGGCAGCAUAAUACUGCUGUGCCUUUUAACCUUUGUGUUCCCAUUCCAUGUAUUUGCUAUAUACUAUUGUUUAUAGGGCAUUCACAGCUGAGAGUCUGUGUCCCUGGACAAUACUCCAUAAUAAUAGUAAAUGCAGAUGCUGGUCAUUACAUUUGCUGCUGUCACUUUGUGAAAUGAUGCUCAGGAAGCAGUGACCUCUGUGUAGUGAACACAACUUCUGUACAGUGAUUAGGUUAAAACAUGUUAUACACCCCAUCUUUGAAUCAGAGUGAGCGCCAAUGGCCAAAAAUAGGCUCCCAAGGCCAGUUUGCAGAAGAUUAAGGCAUUUCCAUGAAAACACACAUUGACCUCACUUCCCUGGCUGCAGCUCCAGUGACAGAUCCCAAACAGGGGAUGAUUUAUAGCAGGAAGGAGGACCUGACCCCAAUUACUCGGGUUAGACUGAUUAAGGCAUAGUUGGGCAAUUUAAAGAGUAAUGACAUUUCAACUAGAAAAUGAUGUAAGUUAUAUUGAAUGAACAUGCUUCCUGAUUAACUCCUACAGGGCUGGCAGGUAUUAUCCGGCUUGAGUAAUUACUAAGCAUUUCAUUGAUCUCUGACCCAGCUGGGUCCCAAGGCCCAUUAAUGUACUCAUUAUGCAAAUCUGACACAGUGUCACUUUAGCAGCCAAAUCUAACCAAAUCUAUGGUGAAUAGGUAACUAUUUGUUUUCAUUCACAUUUACUGCCUUAUUUACUAUAAGCACUCAACUUAUACACCAGUGGUGGGAUAUAUAUAUAUUUCACUUCUGUGUGCAUCUUUUCUAUAACACUUUGUGGGGGAGAGAGUCCCUAUUUUGUGGUAGCCGGUAAAUUAAUGUAAAAUAUCAGAUAAUUUUUCA